GGACGAAGAAGAGCUGGGGAAGAUGGCGGACGCUGUGAGUGUGUUCGGAGGAAGAGCUCCAGCUGAAGUGCAGCAGCUGGCGAAGCAUCUGAGGAGUCUGGACAGAGACACUCUCUCACAGAUGCUCAGCGCGGUGCUGAGGGCCGUGGACGGUCUGGACUGCAGUGAGUCUCUGAGACUGAUCUCAGAGAGCGGCUUGGUCUCAGAGGACAGCUUUAACCACGCCGUGGCUGGACUGUACGCUCUUCUCAAAGAAGCUCUGUGUCUGCCAUCCCUAAGACAAGAGGUUUUUAAUGAGGAUCUCCGAGCGCUUCGGGUUUCUGAGGAGUUCAUCGCAGAAGUGUCCAGUGCUGUGUUUGGAAGCAGGCAGACCUCCAUCAAUAUCAGUGACACACAUCGAGGCCCGACUCUGGCAAAGAUCCAGGACUUUAAAUGGAGAGUUGAUGUUGCCAUUUCCACAAGCUCGCUGUCUCGAGCUUUGCAGCCCUCCAUUCUCAUGCAGAUGAAACUGUCUGAUGGCCAUUUGCAUCGAUUCGAGGUUCCAGUUGUCAAGUUCCAGGAACUUCGUUACAAUGUUUCUCUAAUUUUGAAGGAAAUGAAUGAUAUAGAGAAGAGGAGUAUUCUGAAAAUACAAGACUGAUGGAUCAUAUUAUCAUAUUCUAUUGCAAGACGAGAUAUCGGAUCUUUUAUUUGAUUUACACUUUUCUAAUAUUUGGUAAAUUGUAUUAAUUGUGCUGAAUUUAUUUGUAUAAACCAUUUGUUUCCUUUGUACUUGGUCAGCCAAGCUUAAUUGUGUGAAACUGUCUUGUUUGUCAGCAGUGCUUUGUCAACACAUUUUUGUUCUAUAUUUUGUAAAAACAAAAGCCUGUCGUCUUGUGUUUUCUGAAGAUCUGCAGUGGUUUUGCAUGCGUUGAAUCCUUGUACAGGCAUGAAGUGUAGUCUUGCAGUCAUGCUGCAGUACAGAAGGGUUGUGGUGAAUGUCAGCUUCACAUCAUGUGUGUGUGUGUGUGGUCGAGUCACAUCUGUGAGGUGAGAAAGCUGUGGGUGCCUCAGAUGGUGUGCAGGGCUGAGGGAAGUGUGCUCGUUAUACUCACAGCUAAUGAGCUGCAGCAGUAACAAAGACUCGUUUAAAAAGCACCCAUAUGAGGAAUCAGCAUGUUAAAACAAAGCCUUGUUCAAAGAAGAGCUAACAAGUGAAGAGUGUUGUAAUACAAUUCCUGUUUAUCUCCUGAUGACGACUCGGAGACCUCAAGCAGCCUUGGCCUUUUUUUUGCUCAACCAGUUAAAUAUCCAGCAAUGAAAAAACUGCUUAAUUUUUGUAACCGUCCUUUAGAACAUUUGUAUUCAAUGAAUCAAAAUAUUUCCUGCUCUAAAGACAUUAAAGAUAUUCGUCUUUUUAUUGUCGUGGGUUUUUGGUUUUGUUUUUUAGAAGGGGGUGAGUUUUAG
Messenger RNA from Sinocyclocheilus grahami, 1446 nucleotides. It is a transcript of the gene commd5, whose product is annotated as COMM domain containing 5. The record is from RefSeq and is a predicted model, not a curated record. The transcript has 7 exons. Bases 23 to 640 code for a protein of 205 amino acids. Gene Ontology annotation, cellular component: nucleus. NCBI's taxonomy places the organism in Eukaryota, Metazoa, Chordata, Actinopteri, Cypriniformes, Cyprinidae.